AUCGCCAUUUUGCAACCUCUACCAGUCCCAAGACGCCUGAAAAGUGAAGGGCACACCACCUGUUUGAUCAAAUGUCGAGCUGAAAAUUCCCAAACGUUUUGGCCUUCAGGUACUCAAAUUAUAGUCUCAAAUCAAGAUGAAUGUGUUCAAUGGAUGCAAAGAAAUUCUAAAGAUUCAGAAGUUUCGGAGAAUCGUGUCGUAUGCCGGAUUCUACUGCUUCACAGCAGUCCUGACCUACGCUUACACAAGCAAUACAACCCGAGCUGGGUUUUCGAGAGCGGACCAGUUCUAUGCUUCUUACCCAGCUGGAACCGAGCUCUUGACGGACACAGCAAAGUUGUAUAAAGCUGCGCUUGGUAAUUGUUUCGAAAACGAAGAAUGGGGUCCGAUUGAGUAUUGCAUUAUGGCCAAACACUUCGAGCGACAGGGGAAAGGGCCCUAUGCGUACCAUGCUCAUUACAUGGCACACCUUCUAUCGCACGGACAGCUCGAUGGAAGUGGAUAGAAGUAGCGUUGUUCGCCGGAAGAUAAGUAGAACAUCGCAUACCAUAUCUCUAAGAAACUUGACGCUCGUGCUGGUAAUGUACGAUGCCAAUCAUAAGAUGUGAGGAUUAUAGAGCAGAUGAAUCCCAUGAUGCUGGAACUUCCUUUGAAUCAUUUUGUUGUUCAAUCACCCAAUACAACAUACAUUUAAUCUAAAUCAUGGUUGUAACAAGCGUUUCCUGAA
Messenger RNA from Malus domestica (apple), 727 nucleotides. RefSeq lists its product as uncharacterized. The record is from RefSeq and is a predicted model, not a curated record. NCBI's taxonomy places the organism in Eukaryota, Viridiplantae, Streptophyta, Magnoliopsida, Rosales, Rosaceae.